Messenger RNA from Columba livia (rock pigeon), 513 nucleotides. RefSeq names its product MYC binding protein (gene MYCBP). NCBI's taxonomy places the organism in Eukaryota, Metazoa, Chordata, Aves, Columbiformes, Columbidae. Gene Ontology annotation, molecular function: transcription coactivator activity. The transcript has 5 exons. Gene Ontology annotation, biological process: regulation of DNA-templated transcription. Bases 78 to 464 code for a protein of 128 amino acids. Gene Ontology annotation, cellular component: nucleus. The record is from RefSeq and is a predicted model, not a curated record.
UGGGCGGCGAGCGGGGCGAGCAGGGCCGGCGGAACAACCCGAGGCCCAGGCCGGGGCGUGGCCGCGCUGCCGUCGCCAUGGUAACGGCGGGAAGCGCUCGCGCCGUACAAGAGCCGCGCGCAGGCGCGGGGCGGUGCGGGCGUGGGGCGUUGAUGGCGCAUUACAAGGCCGCGGACUCCAAGCGGGAGCAGUUCCGCCGGUACCUGGAGAAGUCGGGGGUGCUGGACACGCUCACCAAGGUGUUGGUAGCCUUGUAUGAGGAGCCAGAGAAACCAAAUAGUGCACUGGACUUCCUGAAGCAGCACCUGGGAGCUUCAACUCCUGAGAAUCCAGAAGUAGAGGCGCUUCGCUUGGAGGUGACAGAGAUGAAAGAAAAAUACGAAGCCGUGUUGGAAGAAAAUAAAAAACUGAAAACCAAGCUGGCUCAGUAUGAACCACCUCAAGACGAGAAGCUUGGUGAAUAACAGUAGUUUCUCCUUUAAUGCCUUCACUUAAUAAAGGGCUUCCUGAGAA